Molecule: messenger RNA, 2893 nt
Organism: Cladocopium goreaui
Lineage: Eukaryota; Dinophyceae; Suessiales; Symbiodiniaceae
Source: the annotation of a GenBank genome assembly
AUGCCGAGGCUCUGGCACCUCGACUCCAAGCCGCUGGUGCCGACGCUCCUUACGGCGGAAUCUAUGUGGCGUCCGGCAGUGGACUUGCGACAAAGCUACGCUGAUGUCAUCGACAGUGGUGGUGAUCAUUCCGAGCUGCAGGUGGUUCUGCGGAAGGCCAUCAAGGAAGAGGUUUGGGAGUCUGCAUUUGUCAAACCUUCUGUUGCUGAGACGAGGGCAGAGAAGGAGGAAGCCGUGGCACUUGGCCUGGCGCCUGAGCCUUCGGAGCCUUCAGAGCCUUCCAAGUCGGAGCCAAAGUCGGAGCCAAAGCCGGAGCCGGCGCCUUCCAGGUCGGAUGCGGACACGUCGGCCUUCGUCGCUCCGGCAGCGGAGGACUCUGCAGAGCUGGAUGUUGCACAACCAGUGGUGCAAGACAACACCGAGGUCCGCGCUCUGAGACAGGCAGAGGCGUCCAGCGCUGUGCAGAGUGCGAUGGUCAUGGGCCAGUCAGUUUUGCUACAGAAUCGGCUCAUGUACCAUCUCUGGGAGGAUUUGUUUAGCUCACCGGAUCACUGGGUCGAUUGCAGGGCUGACAAGAAAACGAGACAAUUCCCAGACUUCAAAAGGGAGAAAGAUGGCAAGGCGCUGUGGAUUAAUAACGAAGAAACUCCUGCAUGGGUUGAGGAGCGGCUGAAUGAGGAAGGCAACCUAUGGAAACCUCCUUCUUCCAAGGAUGACUUAUGGCAAGACUUGAUUGACCCUCCACAUGAAUGGGAAGACUUUCGAACAAAGAAGCGUAACCCCAGAUUUCCUGACUUCAAGCGCAAAGAAGAUGGGAUGUCGCUCUGGUUUGACAGCUACGACACUCCAGAUUGGGUUGGGACCAAGUUGAUGGAAAUGGAAGACAAGUUGGCCACUUCAUCCUCUUCAACUCGAGCAAGUUCCGCGAAAGAGCACUUAUGGCAAGGCUUGAUCGACUCUCCACAUGAAUGGGAAGACUUUCGAACCAAGAAGCGUAACCCCAGAUUUCCUGACUUCAAGCGCAAAGAAGAUGGGAUGUCGCUCUGGUUUGACAGCUACGACACUCCAGAUUGGGUUGCGACCAAGUUGAUGGAAAUGGAAGACAAAUUGGCCACUUCAUCCUCUUCAACUCGAGCAAGUUCCGCAAAAGAGCACUUAUGGCAAGACUUGAUCGACUCUCCACAUGAAUGGGAAGACUUUCGAACCAAGAAGCGUAACCCCAGAUUUCCUGACUUCAAGCGCAAAGAAGAUGGGAUGUCGCUCUGGUUUGACAGCCACGACACUCCAGAUUGGGUUGCGACCAAGUUGAUGGAAAUGGAAGACAAAUUGGCCACUUCAUCCUCCUCAACUCGAGCAAGUUCCGCAAAAGAGCACUUAUGGCAAGGCUUGAUCGACUCUCCACAUGAAUGGGAAGACUUUCGAACAAAGAAGCGUAGCCCCAGAUUUCCUGACUUCAGGCACAAAGAAGAUGAGAUGCCGCUCUGGUUAGACAGCUACGACACUCCAGAUUGGGUUGCGACCAAGUUGAUGGAAAUGGAAGACAAGUUGGCCACUUCAUCCUCUUCAACUCGAGCAAGUUCCGCAAAAGAGCACUUAUGGCAAGACUUGAUCGACUCUCCACAUGAAUGGGAAGACUUUCGAACCAAGAAGCGUAACCCCAGAUUUCCUGACUUCAAGCGCAAAGAAGAUGGGAUGCCGCUCUGGUUUGACAGCUACGACACUCCAGAUUGGGUUGCGACCAAGUUGAUGGAAAUUGAAGACAAAUUGGCCACUUCAUCCUCUUCAACUCGAGCAAGUUCCGCAAAAGAGCACUUAUGGCAAGACUUGAUCGACUCUCCACAUGAAUGGGAAGACUUUCGAACCAAGAAGCGUAACCCCAGAUUUCCUGACUUCAAGCGCAAAGAAGAUGGGAUGUCGCUCUGGUUUGACAGCCACGACACUCCAGAUUGGGUUGCGACCAAGUUGAUGGAAAUGGAAGACAAAUUGGCCACUUCGUCCUCCUCAACUCGAGCAAGUUCCGCAAAAGAGCACUUAUGGCAAGACUUGAUCGACUCUCCACAUGAAUGGGAAGACUUUCGAACCAAGAAGCGUAACCCCAGAUUUCCUGACUUCAAGCGCAAAGAAGAUGGGAUGUCGCUCUGGUUUGACAGCCACGACACUCCAGAUUGGGUUGCGACCAAGUUGAUGGAAAUGGAAGACAAAUUGGCCACUUCAUCCUCCUCAACUCGAGCAAGUUCCGCAAAAGAGCACUUAUGGCAAGGCUUGAUCGACUCUCCACAUGAAUGGGAAGACUUUCGAACAAAGAAGCGUAGCCCCAGAUUUCCUGACUUCAGGCACAAAGAAGAUGAGAUGCCGCUCUGGUUAGACAGCUACGACACUCCAGAUUGGGUUGCGACCAAGUUGAUGGAAAUUGAAGACAAAUUGGCCACUCCAGAAUCCCAGGAGAAAGUUGGCGAUUCUGUGGAUCCUCUUCAGUCCCCUGAUUUCUCUCCGAAGUUGACCGAUCCCACUGAGAUCGAACGCUUGUGGAAAGAACUGUUGGGGCCAGACGAGAUGGGCUGGCUGGACUGUAGAGAAGCGAAGAAGUGCUUCGCCGCGAAACAGCCAAUUCUGUCUAAUGUUGGGCGGUUUCCAUCCAGGCCACCCAGACUUCAUCAAGAGCGACACUCGCGAAGGCCUUUGGUGCGAUGAUACUGCACCAGAAUGGGCCAUUGAGAAAUUGAAAGAGCUGGAUGCAGACACAGUCACCCAGGCUCAGAAUGCUUAGAAAUGAGAAGAUUUGCGGCGAGCGGUUGCCGUAUGUUUCACCGUCACAGAUCGGGGUAGCCUUGGGUGUUGCAUCACGCCUGAGAGGGGCAGUAAGCUUCCAGCAUUUGGAUGGCAACCAUGUUCU